This is a messenger RNA of Pseudophryne corroboree (corroboree frog), 1704 nucleotides long. It is a transcript of the gene SAMM50, whose product is annotated as SAMM50 sorting and assembly machinery component. Lineage: Eukaryota; Metazoa; Chordata; Amphibia; Anura; Myobatrachidae. The record is from RefSeq and is a predicted model, not a curated record. Gene Ontology annotation, biological process: protein insertion into mitochondrial outer membrane; mitochondrial respiratory chain complex assembly. Gene Ontology annotation, cellular component: outer membrane. The transcript is spliced from 15 exons. The coding region runs from base 149 to 1558 and encodes 469 amino acids.
CUGUCCAAUCGGAGAGUGGAGGGGGCGUGGUUUUUGCAGGUCUCAUGGCGGCCCCCAGGUCCGGGUGACAGUCUCUGUGUCAGACCGCUGUGUGGAGGUGAAUCCCGGGGUCAGCGCGGCAGCCUCUCUGGACUGAAACCCAGGAACCAUGGGGACGGUGCACGCCCGGAGUCUGGAUCCCCUCCCUAUGGAUGGGCCGGACUUCGGCUCCGCAGAUGACGUUGCAGAUCUGGUAGAAGUAGAACCCCAGAAAAAGCAGGAAAUCUUGGAAAACAAAGAUGUUGUGGUUCAGCGUGUGCACUUUGAAGGCCUGGGAAGGACAAAGGACGACCUCGUUAUGUAUGAGAUUAGUGAUGUCUUUAAGGCUAGGAAUCUUAUCGAUGUGAUGACAAAGUCACAUAAGGCCAGAGAGAAGAUGCUCCGCAUGGGGAUAUUUAGAGAGGUGGAAGUUCUAAUAGAUACUUGCGAAGGUGAUGAUGCUCUUCCCAAUGGGUUGGAUGUCACGUUUCAAGUCACCGAGUUGAGGAGGUUAACCGGAAGUUAUAAUACAAUGGUUGGGAACAAUGAAGGCAGUAUGGUUCUCGGACUCAAACUUCCCAAUCUCUUUGGUCGUGCUGAAAAAAUGACUUUCCAAUUCUCAUACGGAACCAAGGAGACGUCCUACGGCUUGUCGUUCUUUAAGCCUCAAGUUGGGAACUUUGAAAGGAAUUUCUGCGUUAACUUGUAUAAAGUAACUGGGCAGUUCCCGUGGAGUUCACUGCGCGAGACAGACCGGGGUAUAUCUACGGAAUUCAAUUUCCCGCUAUGGAAGACCAACCAUACUCUGAAGUGGGAGGGCGUCUGGAGAGAACUUGGUUGCUUAGCACGGACGGCGUCAUUCGCCAUACGGGAGGAAAGCGGACAUUCGCUCAAGUCUUCUCUAUCGCACACAAUGGUGGUCGAUUCACGCAAUUCUACUAUACUGCCAAAAAGAGGAGCCUUACUGAAGAUCAACCAGGAGUUGGCGGGAUACACCGGAGGAGACGUCAGCUUCCUAAAGGAGGACUUUGAGCUGCAGCUGAACAAACGGCUGGCGUGGGACUCGGUGCUGUCCACAUCUCUCUGGGGAGGAAUGGUAGUUCCCAUCGGAGACCAACCAUCCAGUAUUGCAGAUCGCUUCUAUUUGGGAGGACCGACGAGCGUACGGGGAUUUAGCAUGUACAGCAUUGGACCCCAGAGUGAAGGCGACUACCUGGGUGGUGAAGCAUAUUGGGCUGGGGGUGUACAUCUCUACACCCCACUUCCUUUCCGUCCUGGCCGAGGCGGAUUUGGGGAUCUCUUCAGAACACAUUUCUUCCUGAAUGCCGGAAAUCUCUGCAACCUGAACUAUGGUGAAGGUCCGAGAGCUCACAUUCGCAGGCUGGCUGAAUGUAUCCGUUGGUCGUACGGUGCGGGGCUUGUGCUGCGGCUUGGAAACAUUGCAAGGCUGGAAUUGAAUUACUGCAUCCCCAUGGGUGUCCAGAGCGGAGACAGGAUAUGUGACGGAGUACAGUUUGGGGCUGGGAUUCGGUUCCUGUAACCCGGCCCAUUACGAGACAUGCACUUCAUCCAAACCUCUCGGCGCUAUUUACACAGACAGUUGGUUUUCUUACUCUAUUAUCCAGCUCUAUUUAUGUACUAUAUUUUAUGCCCCUGAGCUAUUAAAAAUGAAACAUCGAAUGUGGA